This is a messenger RNA of Orcinus orca (killer whale), 6675 nucleotides long. RefSeq names its product GLI family zinc finger 4 (gene GLI4). The coding region runs from base 1558 to 2718 and encodes 386 amino acids. Gene Ontology annotation, molecular function: RNA polymerase II cis-regulatory region sequence-specific DNA binding; DNA-binding transcription factor activity. Gene Ontology annotation, biological process: regulation of transcription by RNA polymerase II. The transcript has 4 exons. NCBI's taxonomy places the organism in Eukaryota, Metazoa, Chordata, Mammalia, Artiodactyla, Delphinidae. The record is from RefSeq and is a predicted model, not a curated record.
UGUGUCUCUUGGGGGCCGCCUCAUCUUAACCAAACUUGUAAGAGACCAACACACAAAUCAGAAAAGGAAUGUGCUAACUUAGGAUGGGCAUGACCCCUUGCUUCAGCAAAAUACCGUGUCCCUCAAUAGACACCCCUCUCUGAGCCUGGAUACAGGUUCCCCUGCUAUCCAGAAGCAGAGCGUUCCUGUGACACCUUCCAAGGCCGAAAUGGCAUAAAGCGAAGAGGCACUUAGUUACCUUGUUAGGACACGUGUUGCUCACGGCGCACAGGGCAAAUCGAGACGAAGCGCAGACGCCCCCGGACGCGGCUCGCAGCCCUGGCAGGUUGGUGCUGCGUGUAGUCCCACAGGAGCUCGGCAGGGGCCGCUCUCGCUGCCUCGGUUGCAGCUGCUGCAGAACAAAUGCUGAGCGCUGUUUUCACUUUUUGCCUUUAUUCAAAAAAAGCUAAAAUCCUGUUUGGCUUUGUUGGAAAACAGGUACUAAUGUAGGUCUCUUGUAAAAGCAAAGUGGUGUAAAGAGAACUUUCAAAAAGCAGGGGACAUUUUUCCCUGGGAAACAAAGUUAGGCCCUGUCGUUGCUUCAUGCCUACAGUGUGACGUGACCUUGCCUGCCCCCAGACCCUGUCAGCACCCCGUUCAGGUCCUGAGCUCUGACGCGCUCUGUCAGUCCUCCCCUCUGUGCCCCUGCUCACUUUGCCUCUGUUAGAGCAGAUGUUCUCACGAGGGGCGAUUCUGCCCUCAGGAGCGGACGUUGGCAACACCUGGGGACAUUUUUUUGGUUGUCCCAACUGAGGGGAGGUACUAUUGUCAGUUGCGGGGGGCAGGGAAGCUGUUCAGCGUCCUAAAGAGCCCAGGAUGCUGAGGGUGGGGACCCGAGUUAGAUCCGUGACUUAGGCGAAGGGCCAAAGAGAAGAUUCACGAGGCCGGAGAGAGAAGAGUAAGCGCUGUCGGCUGGAGGCUUCAGAAGCUGGAAAAUGAGGAGAAGCAGCUUUCGGCAGAAGCCUACACACUUGACAAGGUGCACGUCCAGGCUGAGAAGGCUGGCAGGGCCUGGGGAUGGGGGCGCGGGUAACCCUGACAGUGGGGCAGAGGUGGGAAGAAAAAUGGUGAUUGGCUAAAAGUCUCCAUGGGAGUAAUUAGAACCCCUCAGGCCUGUCCACCCUCAUGGGAAACAGAAGGCUGCCCCCAUCCCUCUGAAACUGAACCAGCGGGACAGACUGAAGACGAGAAAGGGUGAAAGUCCGGCCCACGGCCACCGCUGUCCACCAUCGGGGAGGACACAUCCAAGGAGAAUUAGGUUGUGUGCAUUUCCAUCACAAGCCCCCUCCUCUCCCCUGCCAUCUCCCCGUCUCCCUCCUGCCUGAACCCCGAGGUGUCCUCUUGCCCCGCCCAUAGCCCCCGAGGUCACCAAGGCACCGGUCCGCCGGGGACCUAGAGCGUCCCGGAAGUGCGCGAGGCCGGGCGGGCGGGGCGCGGGAGCACUUCCGGCCGGCGGGCGGGCUGGCGGCCACCUCCCGAUCGGAAGGUGUGCAGUCCUCCAGCAGGCCUUGGGGGAAGAUGGCAGCCCUGGGGGACAGUCAGGAGCCCCCUCAUGUCCUGUCCACUGUCACUUUCGAGUCACCGGAGACACCUGGAGCCUGCCACCGCCACGAGGCCCAGCUUCACCUCCACGGCCAUCAACAUGGCUUCCCCGGCUGCAGCCCUGAGGUGCCCUCCCAGCCACCACAGGAGGAGGAUCUCCGGGACGUGGAGGAGGUCCAGGCUGGCAGAGACACCUUCUGGCCAGAUCCCGAGUUGGAGCGCGAGCGGGCCCCGUCGUCUCCCCAGCCGCACAAUCCUGAAGAUGAGGUGGACCGGGACACGGGGGUGCUCAGGACCCUUCUGAGGAGCCUUCCCCAUAGACCCAGGUGUGGGGACAGCUUGGGGCAGGAGUGCAGCCUGGAGCGGCCGUUAGGCCAGCCGCCGGGGGCCGGGCCCCGCCCCCAGAAGAGAGGCACCUGGCGUGGGCCGCUGGGGCUGCAGGGAGCCUCGGGGACAGAGGGCGGCCCGGGGCGCGCCGACGAGCUGGCGGGCAGCCUCGGCCGGGGCUCGGGCCUCGGGGCCCGGCAGAGUGGCCCGCGGGGCGGGAAGCCGCACAGGUGUGAGGCCUGCGGGAAGAGCUUCCAGUACAACUCGCUGCUGCUGAAGCACCAGCGCAUCCACACGGGCGAGAAGCCCUACGCCUGCCACGAGUGCGGCAAGCGCUUCCGCGGCUGGUCGGGCUUCAUCCAGCACCACCGCAUCCACACGGGCGAGAAGCCCUACGAGUGCGGCCAGUGCGGCCGCGCCUUCAGCCACAGCUCGCACUUCACGCAGCACCUGCGCAUCCACAACGGCGAGAAGCCGUACGAGUGCGGCGAGUGCGGCCAGGCCUUCAGCCAGAGCUCCAACCUGGUGCGGCACCAGCGGCUGCACACGGGCGAGAAGCCGUACGCCUGCAGCCAGUGCGGCAAGGCCUUCAUCUGGAGCUCGGUGCUCAUCGAGCACCAGCGCAUCCACACGGGCGAGAAGCCCUACGAGUGCCCCGACUGCGGCAAGGCCUUCCGCGGCCGCUCGCACUUCUUCCGGCACCUGCGGACCCACACGGGCGAGAAGCCCUUCGCCUGCGGCGCCUGCGGCAAAGCCUUCGGCCAGAGCUCCCAGCUCAUCCAGCACCAGAGGGUGCACUACCGGGAGUAGCGGGCGCGGGGCCGCGCGUCAGCAGCCUGAGGUCGAGGCGAGUUCCCGCGGAGGGCUCCUGCCUUCGCGCCUCCUGGCUGGCGCAGCCGGCAUCUCGUGCGUGUCCCGAAUAAAGUCUGUGUACUUGAUGGACGCGGGAGGAAGGCCACGUGGCUGCCCCCCAUCCCUGAGGGCUCCUGUCGGCAGAGCCCACCGCGUGCCCUAGCGGCCGAGGCCUGCGGGCGUCGUGACUUACCAGAGCCAUAGCCAGGGCGGGGUCAGGCACCCCAGGACGGGGUCAGGCACCCCAGGAUGGGUGGUUUCCAGAUUGGGGUGGGGGGGCCCGGGCUGCCCGCUCUCCCCCUGGGCUGUAGUCUCUGGCGGUUUGGUUUCCUCAUGCAUCUGGGAGAAUGUGUGUGGCAUGUUCUCUCUGCAGCAAGCCCUCGAUCUGCUCUGUUUGCCUUCUCACCCUGCCUCUGCACCUACUGGUGGCUGCCUGAGGCCAGCGGGCUUCAGUGGAAGGUGGCCCUGCCCAGCCUUCAUAGCUGCCUCCAGCCCCAGGAAGCCGGGGCCCCAGGGGGUUCCCCGCUUGACAGGUCUAGGCGACUGCAGCUGGGCAUUGGCUGUAGCCGGCUUCAGAUCUGCCAUGACUGCCCUGUAGCUCCCCAGCCCCUGUGGUAAAGGGGAGAGCCCAGCUGGGUGGGGGUGCCUUCUGUCUGCCUUCCUGCCCGCUCCUUCCUGGACAGCUUUGGGACCCCCACCCCUGCCGCCUGCACCACACACGGAGUUGCCCGGCCCCUCUCCAGGGUAUAACUCCGCCUCGCCUCCACAUCCUCUUUCCCAGUGACCCCAGUGGAGAGCCCUGUGGUUGGGCUGCCCCGCCUCUCCAGGCUACACUCCCAGGGCCCCGAGGCCAUCAAGCGCUUUGGACUCCCCCACGAGGGUCAGGACACCUCCUUGAGUCGUCUUUGCUGGUGCACUGUGACACCCUGGAAGACGAGGGACAUCCGCCUUCUCCCCAGCCCCCUGUCCCUAAUACCACGUGGCUAUUGGGUAUCGUGAAGCUUCCACCUUGGGCAGCCAGGCCGCGGAGCGGGCGAGCAGAGUCCCCAGGGCUUUCCGGGGAGCGGUGGCUCAGCCUGUGCUCCAGAAGGGUCAUCCUGCAGCCUCAGCACCAAGGCUGGACUCGGAUACCUGCACCACAACCGGACUUAGCGGGCAGCCCCAGAGCAGAGCCCGGCGGUCCUCCACACUGUCCUAGACUGUCCUGGAGGUGGCCCGGCAGACCCUCGGUGACGGGACAGGGACAGGGCGGGAGCUCCCAGGCCACUGAGCAACAGGCGUGCAAGCUAGGAAGGCUGCCCAGAGGAGGGGAGCGUGGAAUCAACCGCCCCCAGCUGCAGCUCCUUGGUGCCAGGAGGUGAACUCUCAGCAAAGGCUCUGUGUCCUCCCUUGUCGCGUGCGGCCCGCCAAGAUGGGCUGAAUGGCAUUUGCAUUUGCCGGCUUGGGACCGGUUCUCUCUCGAGGGUUCCGGCUGAUGCAUUCAGCACUUCCCGGGAACCUGGAACGCCCGGCAGGACCGAGACAAGGACUCCUCAGGGCAUCUUCUCUGCCCGUUGUGGCUGCCCAGGUUUCUCAGUAUCUGGCUGCACAGGACGUUAUAGUUCUCGAGCCCUGACCGCUCCUGGGACGUGGGUACAGCCCGGAGUCUCUGCACUGUCCUCCUGCCUCGUGUCAGGCACAGGCGUCACGCCCCUCCUCCCCCGCCAUCGUCAUCCUCCGGUUCCAGCUCUGUGCCCCGGCCUGCUCUGGAGCCUCUAUCCGCCCUGGGUGCGAGUGUCUCUAGCUCAGCGGCCACUGUCCCUCGCCUCCCGCUGACCCUGUUAUCUCCAACCCCAUGGGCUGCGCUCCCUCCCCCCCGGGCCCGUGUCCUCGGCUCCAGCCAGCCUCAUGCUGUUCCCUGAAGUGACCCACUGGUCUCCGGGAGACCAGGGUUAGGAUUGCCCAGGCUGCCCUGAUGCCAGCCCAGGCACUUACUGUCCCUCACAGAGCCUGUUUCCUCCUCUGGAAAUAGGGACAGCCGUCUGUUGGCACCUCACAGGGGGAUUGGGAGGAUGGCCAUAGAAUCCUUUGCACGCCACCAGGCACACAGCAAAAACCCAUAAAAGGGGCUCCUGGAAAGGCUCUGUCGACAACCAGGGACAGGUCAGGAACACUGUUAAUGGACAGCCUCAGCAGAAAGCCACCUGGGGCCAGGGCCGGCCACGGCAAGUGUAAAAGGACAUUGAGGGAGACAGAGUGAGGCACCAGGAAAGCGGUCCCUGUGCGUUUCAGAGCCCAGGAAGUGGUCACCUGUGUAGGGGCAGUAUCUCCUUUCGGCCCUAGAAGUAAAUAAAAGCCCUAUAGGAGCUUGAGCCCUAAAGAAAGGUGGCCCUGUGAGGAGCUCCCAGGGCCCCGCACAGGGAAGAGGGUCCAGGAGCUGACAGUCCAUCUCGGGCUCUGUGCAGUGCGGAGCGGGCUGCGUGUGCCUGUGAGUCGGGAAAUAACGACAACGCUAGGCCUAAAUGUGGACACUUUUCAGUUGGAUACAAGGGGUUUUAUUUUUACAUGAUAUAAGCAGUGUGGCAUGAUGGUUAAGAGAAUCGACUUUGAAACUUAAAGCCCAACUCUACACUGAAGUGUAAGGUUGGACAAGCUAUUAGUCUCCAAAUUUGUUUUCUAAUUAGGAAAAAGAAAAAGAUGUAUUAGGGCUCUCCAGAGAAACAGACCCAAUUGGAGAGAUAGGUAGAUAGGUAGGUAUUCUUAGGAAUUGGCUCACGAGAUUAUGGAGGCUGAGACGUUCUGAGACCUGCAGUCAGGAUGCCGGAGACCCAGGAGCGCCGAUGGCAUAGUUCCAGUCUGAAAACCGGCAGGCCCAGGACCCAAGGGAAGCCAGUGUUUCAGUCCAAGUCCAAAGGUAGAGUGAGACUGACGCCCCAGCUCAACAGUCAGACAGGAGUUCCGUAUUACUUUGUCUUUUUGUCCUAUUCAGUCGUUCAGCUGAUUGGCUGGGGCCCACCCACGUUAGGGAGAACAACCUGCUUUACUCAGUCUGCUGCCUCAGAUGUUGAUCUCACUCAGAAUAACGUCUGACCAAAUAUCUAGACGCCCCGUGGCCCCGUCCAGUUGACGCAUAGAAUUAACCGUCUCAAGCAAGGAUAAGACUGUACUUAAUGCCACAGGGUUGGCCUCAUUCCUCCUGAUACGGAUGUGCCCUCUCCCCGUGACGCAGAGCAGAGCUCAAAGCAGCCCCAGACCCAUUUGUAUCUAUUUCCACCACUAGAACGGUAAGGGAAGCGUCCCAGGGAAGGGCUCUGCUGGUUUCUGCUGGGCUCUCGUGCACUCGCUGUCCGUCCCUGGGCCAAGGGCUGUAAUCAGGGAGGUGGCCCAGAGAUCGUCAUUCAGCCUGAUUCAAGGUCACACCCAUGGCUGGCUGCAGGAUGCUGGGAUGAGCAAACAGAACCAUAAGGUCCUCUGCACACGUUUUCAAUACCAGUAUUGUCCACGCGCUUGUCUUUUUCAGUUGCUAUGCAACAUUCCAUAUUGGGCUACCUCAGUAUCCCAAGGGUUUUGGACUUCGAGAGACCCCAGAUUAAUGAUGGCCCAGAGGUGGAAGCCAAGACGUGGUCUAUGGACUCAUCUGCCCUGUGCCGUGUGCCCCAAGCAGGUGGGCAGGAAGGCAGGCUCUCCCCACAUCCAGCUUGUAAGGACACUCACUCUACUUCGUAGCCCAGCUCUGCCACUCAUUUCUAUGCCACCUGGGCAAGGUCCGUAUCCUCUCUAAGCUGCAUCGGUAAAUUGGCGAUAGUGAUUCUAUGGAAUACAUCACAAGGUUCUGUGAGCGCUAAAUGAGAUCAUCAUGUGAAGAACCAGCAGAGCACAGGCCAGAAGCAGAAGUUAACAUCCACUUCCCACCUGGAAAAUACACAUCCUCCCUCA